UCUACAAAAGGUUUGAAACGUUGUCCUCAGGAAUGGAUAUAUUCUCGUCCAUCUCCCAGACCAUGGGAAGCCAUCUCUGCUCAUUCACCUUCACUUUGCACGCGAGAUCCCUUGAGAUAAUUAUCCGACGCUUUGUCUGUUGAUCGCAUCAGACAUACUCGUUUUCCGCUUCAACUUCCUGUAUCGCGAUGGCAGCGCCAACAGGGGCACAAGCCGGUGACUUAUUUGAGGAACCUGGUGUAUUCCUAGAUGAUACUGAAAUGAAUGGGGUCCCGGAUAGUCCUUCAAUGGAACUGGGAGAAAUCCGUCAAGAUGCUCCCACAAGUCUCAAUGCAUCUACUUCCGCCUAUGGAGCUGAUGACGAACGCUCGGACAUCCCCCGUCCAUCCCAACCACCGCAGGAGCCAAGAGACCGUUCGCAAAGACAACAACCAGACACAACUUGUUACCAGAGUCAUGGCCGCUACAGAUGUCCCUGUAAUUGUGGGUGCGAAGCAUGCUUCUGCGAUGAGCCCUGGCCGGCAGAAGAUCCUGAUCGUACUCCGAGAGCCGUUGAGCCUAUGGUCUUGCAGGCCGACUUUACGAGUUCAGCGGAGAUCACUGCUGAGAAUUUCACGGAUCGGAUUUAUGGCCUUGGCCUGGAUGACUUUAUGGACGUGAUGGACAUAGAGAACAAUCCAUGGGGGACAGCUCGAAGGCGGUACCGUCUUUCAGGGGGUUACGGUCGAUACCCACAAAUGAGAUGGGAUAUGUCUUCUCCAGACCUGCCUGAGUAUCAUCCUCAAUGGAGAUACAGGGGCCGAUAUUCACCGACUUUUCAAUACAGUCCUGAUUCUGACGGAACCCAAUAUCUACCUCCCAUGUUUCAUAUGCAUAACCAUCGCCAUCGUUAUCGUGACAACCGCAGGCGCUAUCAAAAUCAGACAUCUCGCCCGAAUAAUGUGAGCUUGAUGAGCCAACUAGCUCGCCCGAUUUCAUAUUCCUUGGAUCUUCUCCAUUUGUUCGCUACGUUAGUGAUCCUGUACGGAGCUGUGCGGCUGUAUCUUUUUGACCUUCGUCUGAAUACUACUAUAGCAUUUCCAUGAAGGGUGAUCUCUACUUGAUGUUAUUUCGGGGAUUUGUGGUAUCUUUGGUUUUAUUUUCGGGUGGUUU
Paecilomyces variotii is the source of this 1152-nucleotide messenger RNA. RefSeq lists its product as hypothetical. The record is from RefSeq and is a predicted model, not a curated record. The coding region runs from base 189 to 1085 and encodes 298 amino acids. Lineage: Eukaryota; Fungi; Ascomycota; Eurotiomycetes; Eurotiales; Thermoascaceae. The transcript has a single exon.